CCCUGCGCGAGAAAGUCCAAGCCUUGAGACAAGAAUAAGAGCCGUACGGGAGGAGGGGGUGUUGCAGUAGUAAUCAAGCUCAGCAGUAGACAUGAGGUUUCCUGGGCAGAGGGCUGCGCAACUUUGCAGCAUGUAAACAGGGCAACAAAGACUGAAAAAAAUCACAAUAGCACUCAUUUAUCAAAAGCAAAUAUAAACAGCAACUUAUUUUCAACUGAACUACACUUUCACAAGGUUGCCACACAUGGACUAAACUUGCCUCCAGUACCCACAAAACUUCAAAAGCUGGUACCGGUCUGGAAUACACAGUUUCAGCAAAGCGCCAGAGUGAUUUCACUUGAAAGUGGCAGCGGCUUACCGCACCGGUAAGCAUUGGAGCCGUCAACGUACUGCGAGUCACCGGUGUACAGCCUGGACCUGUGCCCCAACAUGAUCGCGGCUCAGGCCAAGCUGGUGUACCAGCUUAACAAAUAUUACAAUGAAAGAUGCCAGGCCAGAAAAGCGGCCAUAGCCAAGACUAUCAGGGAAGUGUGUAAGGUAGUUGCAGAUGUUCUCAAAGAAGUGGAAGUACAAGAGCCCCGGUUCAUCAGUUCUUUGAGCGAGAUCGAUGCAAGAUACGAGGGCUUGGACGUUAUUUCACCCACAGAAUUUGAAGUAGUUCUGUAUCUCAAUCAAAUGGGCGUCUUCAACUUUGUCGAUGACGGUUCUUUGCCCGGUUGUGCAGUCCUAAAGCUUAGUGACGGCCGAAAGAGAAGCAUGUCCCUGUGGGUGGAAUUCAUCACUGCAUCUGGGUACCUUUCUGCCCGCAAGAUCAGGUCCAGAUUUCAAACUUUAGUGGCCCAGGCCGUAGACAAAUGCAGUUACAGAGACGUUGUGAAGAUGAUUGCAGACACCAGCGAAGUGAAACUGCGUAUCAGAGAGAGGUAUGUGGUCCAAAUCACUCCUGCAUUUAAAUGCACUGGUAUCUGGCCCCGGAGUGCCGCACAGUGGCCCAUGCCCCACAUCCCGUGGCCAGGACCCAACCGGGUGGCUGAAGUAAAAGCAGAAGGUUUCAACCUCCUAUCCAAGGAGUGUUACUCUCUGAUGGGCAAACAAAGCUCUGCUGAAAGCGAUGCCUGGGUGCUGCAGUUUGCUGAGGCCGAAAACAGGCUACUACUGGGAGGCUGCCGAAACAAAUGCCUCUCCAUCCUCAAGACUUUGCGGGACCGUCACCUGGAGUUGCCGGGGCAGCCCCUCAAUAAUUAUCACAUGAAAACAUUGCUACUGUACGAGUGUGAGAAGCACCCAAGGGAAACAGACUGGGACGAGUCCUGCCUAGGAGACAGGCUAAACGGCAUUCUUCUGCAGCUCAUCUCCUGCUUACAGUGUCGCCGCUGUCCACAUUACUUCCUGCCCAAUUUGGACCUUUUCCAAGGCAAGCCCCACUCAGCCCUGGAGAGUGCGGCCAAACAGACCUGGAGACUGGCGCGAGAAAUCCUCACCAACCCCAAAAGUUUGGACAAAUUAUAGGGACUGUCACAUCUGACAAAACUUGAACUUAGAACUUUUGCAUUGAUCACUUCAUUGCACAUUUAUACGAGUGAUCUUUCUUCCAAGCAAUGUGAACUUCAAAACUUUGUUUUUUUUUAAAGGAGCAAUCGGACUUAAGGAAUGAAACCCAAGGUACAUUUCCGACUAAAUGUAGUCUUUUUUGUUGAAUGUUGUCACCAAGUGAACAAAUAUUUAAUUAUAUAUACAAAAUAUUCUCUAAAAACCUUACUGAUGUUAAAUGUAUUUCAGUGCCAACUUAAAAUGUGCCCAGAAAAUUGAUUUGUUGAACAAGUAAUAAAUCAUUUGCAUUUA
Molecule: messenger RNA, 1842 nt
Organism: Protopterus annectens (West African lungfish)
Lineage: Eukaryota; Metazoa; Chordata; Ceratodontiformes; Protopteridae
Gene: MAB21L2
Product: mab-21 like 2
Exons: 1
Coding region: 430-1509 (359 amino acids)
Source: RefSeq, a predicted model, not a curated record